ACAGAGCAUAGAGGGAACGCCUUCUGAUUGGAACGAACAAUGACGGCCUCCUCCGCUGCUGCCAAGUUUAUACCGAGACUGACCUUUCCUGAGUAUAACAUACGACUCUCAGACUUCAAGGGCCAUCAUCAGAAGGCGCUGAACAAAAUGACACAGAUUGCUCCCCAGAUUGACGUCGUGUUUGAAGUACGUGAUGCAAGAGCGCCGGUGAGCUCACGUAACGUGCUACUAGAUCGUCCGUUCUCAAAGGGGAAGAAGGUGAUAUUAUACUCGAAGAAGGAUCUGAGCCGUGUGGAUACAGAACUGCUAAGGAAAUGGCAUGGUGACGAGCCAUUCAUGUUUGUCGAUUGUCGUUCCAAGCGAGAUGCUCAAUACCUGAUUGAAAUUGCAAAGCACAAGUUCAACGAGAUGAACCCAAGGCCGCCACUGGGACUGCGUAUGCUUGUUGCCGGUAUGCCCAACGUUGGUAAGAGUACUCUUGUGAAUACGCUUAGAAACGUUGGUCUGGGUAACUCGAAGAAAGUUGCACGCACAGGUGGGCAACCCGGUGUCACGAGAGCUACGAGUUCCAUUAUCAAAGUUAACGAGGACCCUGAGAUAUACCUCUAUGACACACCGGGUGUCUUCUUGCCAAAGGUUGACAAAACACAAACGAUGAUUGUUAUGAGGCUGAUCGGCGCUGUCAAGCCUAUGGUCGUUGACCCCGUCAUUCAAGCAGACUAUCUCCUGUACUUGAUCAACUUACAAGACUGGACUCUCUAUAAAAAGUAUCUCAAGCACCCUACUAAUGACAUCGAUGAGCUUCUAAGAUCAGUGAGUAAGACCAUUGGCAAGUACAACAAGAGAACAAAGGACUACGACGAGACGGGCACGGCGAUCCAUUGGGUUGACACGUUCAAACAGGGUAAAGCCGGUAAGAUCAGUUUCGAGCUCGAUGCCGUAGUAAGCAAAGGGUUCGAUUUCCAAGAGGCAUGGAAACUCGAGAAGGAGCGUGUCGAUUCCAUGGAUAUUUCGCUAAACAGAACCAAGGAGAAGAGGCCUAUGACACAUAAGGAAUACGUUGCCAGCAAUGCCAAUCAACUGUUCCACGAUGAGCUCUAGCGCAUUGAUCCGUAAUCUCUCUCCGUAUAUAUGAAAAGGCGCGUGGUAAAUAGUGGACAAAAAAGAAACAAACAAGCCAAUUGGAAACAUGGACUCACA
Williopsis jadinii is the source of this 1200-nucleotide messenger RNA. RefSeq names its product putative GTPase MTG1 (gene MTG1). The record is from RefSeq and is a predicted model, not a curated record. Gene Ontology annotation, cellular component: mitochondrion. The coding region runs from base 40 to 1101 and encodes 353 amino acids. NCBI's taxonomy places the organism in Eukaryota, Fungi, Ascomycota, Saccharomycetes, Phaffomycetales, Wickerhamomycetaceae. The transcript has a single exon. Gene Ontology annotation, molecular function: GTPase activity; GTP binding.